This is a messenger RNA of Striga asiatica, 1485 nucleotides long. The record is from the annotation of a GenBank genome assembly. NCBI's taxonomy places the organism in Eukaryota, Viridiplantae, Streptophyta, Magnoliopsida, Lamiales, Orobanchaceae.
AUGCCUCUGGAAGCUGAGCUAAAAAUAACAAGGACGGAGGUGCCAAAGCUGCAGGAGGAUAAUAAAGCAUUCGACUGGCUCACUAAAUUGAAGAAGACCGCUCUCUUGGAUGCUGAACGUAUGGUUCAGAUGGCUCUAACAAAAGCCUCCUUGGUUGAUGAUCCAAUCGCCCCUUUUUCCUUCAAACUCUCAUCGUCUUCCCCAAAGUUUCCUCCUUUUUUGAUCGAGACCUGCUCUUCCUUGCCCAAGUUAGCUACUUUAUCUUCAAAGGCCACAACUUUUUCAUCUCCGGCAUCCAAAAUCAUUCCUUUUUCAUCGUCAGCGGCCGGGUAUAUGACAGUUGAUGGUUUGCAGAAGAAAAACCAAGAGCGUGACAAACAGAUUGAGAUUUGCAGGCAAAAGGUUUCAGAAAAGGAGAAGCUAACGCAAACAGUUUUGGAACUCGAAGAGCUUGUUUUGGCUUGAGGUGUGGCAGCUGUUCAUGAAUACCAUAGAGAAGUGCAAGAAAUAAAUGAUAUUUUUGUGCGUUUCUCGCCUUUCUGUUUGGGCCUCUUUCACACACAAUUCUGCCACUUGAAAAGUUUAAAGGCAAGUAAAUAAUCACCGGCAUGUAAGUUAAGUGUUUCUUGAACUUUUUUUGCAUGCACAUACUUUACCAUUUUGAAAAAAGACACGAACUGCAGCCCCCUAAUGCGACUCAUGUGUACUGCAAACUGUUGCUUUUUGACUAACUUUUACUGCUGUACAUAACUUAAUCAUUUUGCCAUGUUGUUUUACCUUUUCUUGAGAGCCAAAAUUACUGACAUCUAUCGGUGAUUAGAUGCUUAAUAGUUAUGGUUAUCACAUGGUUAUGUAUACAAGUUAUUUUGCCGCCUUUUGCUUGUACUUGUUACUAGUGGAACAAAAUGAACUGCUAUAAAUAAAUUCUGGUUUUUUGGCAUGCUUAUUUGUACUCUGUUUAACUUGUCCAAACAUAUACGAAGAUUAAAAAUAUCAAUAACACAUCAAUACAGUGGGAUGUGACUGCCAGUAAUAUACUAAAUUCCACCAAUUCCUUUGUUUUUUAAUCGUCAUUUAAUGCAUUAAUAUGUACAUAUUUCAACAUUUAUUAAACAACUAUGCAUAUUAACCAACAAAUCAUUGUUGGUUCCUUAUUCCUCAAACCAAAAAUCGUCUUUCAAAUACUUUACCAUUUAAUCAAGAUACAUUUCACUUUACUACUUUAGAUUGAAAUAAUAUGUCUAAGUUGGGGACUUACGAAGGAUUCUCAUGAAAAUAACAGAACUCGAGAAAAGUUAAUUGAAAGAUUAGUAAGAAUAACAAAAUAAUAAAAUAAAAAGAAAGAAAUACUAUUGAAGGGGAAGACUAUCACCGUCUUCUCCAUGGUGCAAUCUGCAAUUACACCUUUACUAGUACAACACCCAUGUAUUACAUGGAUGAGGACGGUGCCUCAUCCCAGACCGUUCAUAGACCGAUUCAUAAAAG